This is a messenger RNA of Orbicella faveolata, 6517 nucleotides long. RefSeq lists its product as uncharacterized. The record is from RefSeq and is a predicted model, not a curated record. Lineage: Eukaryota; Metazoa; Cnidaria; Anthozoa; Scleractinia; Merulinidae.
CGCGGGAGAACCGUAAUAAUCACGUGGCAUGCAGACUGAGGUUUCCUCAAAACAAUAAAGGUUUUGAUCCAUUUAAGUCUGGAAUGAGAGAGUGCACUCUUAGGGGGUCUCUAUUGUUUUUUUUACUGGUUAGGACCAAUCAAGUGUUAAAAUUUUUCAAAACAUAACCUUUGAACUAAAUAUUUCUGCGAAAAUGAAAAAAAAAAAAAAAACUGUCAGCAUUCCUAAACCUACAAAGUGGUAACUAUUUGACCUGCAUCUGACAUUCCUUUAAGUUUGAAGAUUGCGCUAAAAGUGUGAACAUUGUUUCAACUAUGGCUGAUUGAAAAGAAUCUCAAAGAACUUUCAUUGCAGCUUCAUCACUAAACUCACGCACGCACCGUCACGCAUGAGAUUUGUACAGGAAAGUGCGUGACUGCACGUACCUGAAUAUGCUGGCGUAGUUCCAAACCUUUCCGGGAAAGCCGUGUUUUGCGUCAAGAAAUAUUCUGUGAAAUCGUGGAAGUCGGCUGAUUUUAUAAAUUCCAGAACACGCAGCUAGCAAAGGAGAAGGAAAUUACCAUGGCUGUACCAUACUUUGCUUCGAUUAUACCUGUUAUUUGCAUUUUAACAUUGAUUCCAUCGCUCUGCGCGGAGCAGACGUGGACAAGAAAGAUUGUGGUUUCCGAGACAGGAGGAAUAGACCGCAAUAAGUGCUGGAGUGGCGCAGGGACAGCAAGUCCUUGUAGAACAUUGGACUAUGCUUUAGAACAUGUGACUAACUCUACUCUGGUGCAGCUUCGACCUGGUCAAUCACCGUUCAAUCUAAGCCGACAUUUUAACCUCACAAACUUGUUCGAGUUUGAAUUGGUCGGAGAUCAAGAGUCAAUUGCCUCCAUUGAGUGCCUGAGAAAUCAAGGGAGUCUUUCCUUUGAAAACAGCAGAAAAAUCACACUCAGAAGGAUCUUACUGCGUGGUUGUGGCGGCUUGCAUGCUAGCACGACUGGUAGUGAGUUUAAGCAUCCGCAUAUUCCGUUUCUGUCAGCUGUCUUUUUGGUCUACUGCAAGGACGUUGUCAUUGACAACUGCUGGAUAGUUCAAAGUCCAGGAAUUGGGCUGAACAUGUAUGACACAGGUGGUAAUGUCCAGAUUUCGCAUUCCCGGUUUGAAAGCAAUCAGGCGAUUAAUACAAGUUCCACGGACACGGGCAGAGCUAUUGCUGGGGGCGGUGUUUACAUGGAGUUGACCUACCACGGCGGAACAGAUCCAUUUGAUGUAAAUUCUACAGUGUUAGCUGAAUAUGAUACCAACAGCACCUUCACUUUCUUUAACUGCACAUUCAGAAACAAUAGUGCCCCCAGACAAUCGUAUGAAACAAUAGUGGAGAACCCGUCCGGGGAUGAUCACAUACCAUUUGGACGGGGAGGAGGUUUGUCAAUAUUCCUUAAAGGAAAAGCAGAAAACAAUGUUAUUUCGAUUACUGGAUGCCACUUUGAAGAUAAUCAGGCUAUGUGGGGUGCAGGAGUUUUCAUUGAAUUUCAUGAUCAGGUGCAAAACAACACAUUUGAGGUGAAAAACUGCACUUUCAUAAACAAUAGUGCACACUUUGCUGGAGGAGGUAUCAGAAGUGGAGUAACUGCUCACAGCGAUAGGCAGUUGUUACAUCCCAAUAACAUGAAGUACGAAGACUGCAAAUUUGAAAGCAACCGUGCAAUCUGGGGUGGAGGGGUAUCGUAUUAUGAAACAUCAAGCUCAAAAUCUUCUUUGACAGGUGAUGCAGACAAGCUGCAUAUAGACUAUGAAAAAUGUCAUUGGAGAAACAAUAGAGCAACGUCAGGCUCUGCAAUCGGUGUGGCCACUGGACCAGCUGUGAAUGGUCUUCAGGACUUUUCCGCUAGAGGAAUCAAGUUGUAUGUCAUUGUUCUCAAAGACUGCUAUCUCUGUAACAACUCUAUAAUCUUGACAGAAGAUGAGAAGGUUAUUGGCCAAGGAGCUAUCUACUCUUACUCGCUUCCCAUCAUUUUUAAAGGAGUCGUGAACAUCGAAUACAAUGACAAUACUGCCAUGGUGAUUGAGAAUGCACUGCUACAUUUUCUCGGUAAUGUAACCUUUAGAAAUAACAGCGGAAACCAGGGAGGUGCAAUAGGAUUGUAUGGCACAUCAGUGUUAAUGCUUAUGCCCCACAGUAACCUCAACUUCUUUAACAACACUGCUGAAGAUCGAGGAGGAGCAAUUUACGUGAGGGAUUCUGGGCCACCUGUUAUAGGUUUUAAUACAACAGAACUUAAGACUCGGCAAUGUUUUCUUGCUUACAACAACAGCUUCAGUCUGGCUAAGGUCACCGAAUGGCAGACCAAACUAGUUUUUAAGGGUAAUCGGGUGUUGGCUAAUGGCGGUGGAGAAUCUGUCUUUGCCUCAACCCUUCAGGGAUGUCGUCAAAGUGGACGACCCCGCAUAAACAAUGAAUCUCUUGAGUGGCCCAACGUAAUUCAGUAUCAAGAUUCGAACAAGACCACUAAAGAACAGAUAUCUACUGAUCCGAUCUUCAUAAAAUUCAUUGAGAAGGAGUGGAUGGUUUCUCCUAGUGAAGUCUUUGAUGCGACUCUCCAUUUGAUUGAUGAGAAGAACAGUUCUGUUUUGGGUGUUGUCAAGGUCACAAUUACAGAUGAGCAUGAAAAAAAUGAGGCUGGCAGUGUCAACCUGGGUACAGCUUCCCAUCUGUUUCUGGUGCAAGGGGAUUCUUCGAGAAUUAACAAUUUGUACCUUCUUGGAAAUGUUGGUAGGCCAUUUAAAGUUGACAUUGGCACAGUUGUGGGUCGCGUUACGCACACCUCUUCUAAAGGGAAAUUGACCUUGCAGCGCUGCAAUGUCGGCUUUGAACAAACUGACAGCAAGACCUGUUCUUGUAUCUCAAGUACUUUAGAAUCUGGUAUUGCAAACUGCAGUGCCAACUUCAAGGAUGUGUUCUUGAAGAGAGGAUACUGGGGUGGAACAGUGGAAGAUAAAUUUAGUACUUACCCAUGUCCAACCCAUUACUGCAAUUUCUCUAAAGGUGAUUCAUUCUUUCGAUACGAUGCUGAAACAAUGUGUACUGUUGGCCGCAAUGGUACAAGUGUUCUCUGUGGGGCAUGCAAAGAUGGCUACUCUGUGAAUCUCGGGAAUGAACAGUGUAGACAGUCGUGUUCAAACAGUCACUUAUGGCUUACAGUGGCAUUCUGUUUGGUAACACCUCUGUUAGUGUUGAUUGUAUUUCGGAUUGACUUGGACAUUUUCACAACAUAUCUUAACACUUGGCUCUACUCCUAUCAGACAAUUUUGUUUCUCUUGCGAGAAGGACAAUACCUUGAUCCAUUCAUCUCUUUUGUGAUUGGUGUCGCCAACUGGGAACUCAGAGUUGGUGGAACUUGUCUUUACAAAGGAAUGACUAAUCUUCAAAAACUUGGGGUAAAUUACAUUUUCCCCUCAUAUGUUCUUCUUCUGCUUGUGGUUUUGGCCAAAAUUGCAAGACGUUGCCCUGGUUGUUACAUAAACAGGACUGUUUCCCAUGCCUUCUGUACACUGCUGGUUCUCUGUUACACAAAUGUCACAAUAAUCUCUUUCAACAUUGUCCAUUAUGUGCAUAUGCAAGGAAGAUGGGUACUGUACGCAGAUGGUAACAUUGACUUUGUAAGGGACUGGAAAACACACUUACCAUUUACCAUCAUCGCCUGUCUGUGGAUUGUUCUUUUUGUCAUCUUUGUACCACUGCUGCUUCUGUUUACCCCAUGGUUCUUGAGGCGUUUCCCAUACUUGAACAAUUUCAGACUGUACUUUGACACUUUCCAAAGGUGCUUCAAAGUCACUUACAGAUGGUUUGCGGCAUACUACUUCAUUUGCCGCAUUUGCAUUCUGAUAAUUGCCUUGUACGUUCCAUUUUCGCCCCUGAAGAGAUGUUUCCUGGAUGUGUCAAGUAUACUCAUUGUUGUGAUGUGCCUGUACCUCCAGCCUUACAACGAACAGUACCAGUGGUUCAACAGGCUUGAUGCUGUUCUUCUUACCAAUUUAUGCUUGAUCACAAACUUCAGUUCAAGCAUUGUUAGUGAUGCAACAUCGUCUGUCCGUGAUGGCCUAGAAAACAUUGUAAACCUCUUGGCAUACGUACCUCUUGUUUAUCUGAUCGGUCUUGUCCUGUACCAUGGUUGGCAAUACUGCUGUCCAAAGAACUUUCUUGAGGGCUAUAUUACAGCAGAGCAAAGGGCAAGGUCUGAUUCCAUGUCUGAAACUGCUGCUCAAGCUUUUCCUGUUUAAUUUAAUAAUGUGUGGUUCCAGAAAAUAUCCAUACCUCUCCCAUGGAAGAGAUUUUUUCUAAGACCUGCCCCCCCCGGCCCCCCAUAUCAACCCUCUAGAAAUUCCAAUUAAUCUUCAUACAUUUCCUCAAAUUAUUUGGUCUUACAGAACCCCCUACCCCCCAGGAAAUUCCAAUCCCUUCUGUGGGGGAGCAUGGAUAUUUCCUGGAACUGCACAAUAAUUGAAGUGCUGUUGUGGGAGGUGGGGUGGUCAUCUGAUGGUUGGUGUACACACGGGACUUUGAAUUGAGUUCUCCAUGGGCACUGAUCCAUACUGGUUUCCACUGUCUUAUGGAAAUUGGUCAGAUUUUUCAGAAUAACUAAGCAACUCAGGAAAGGGGAGUUUAGGGAGUUAAAGUCCAAACAAUUCCUUGAGAAGCAUGGCCCCUUACCAUCUAAAAAUGAUAAAAAAGAGAUUCAUGGUUCAUGCUCAUGCUAGAAACUUGGGCAAAGAAUGAGAAAGUUCUUUAGAUCCUUUGAAGGUGUCAGCAGUGGUGAGGUAGGUUUGUUUCAAGUAAAGAUGAAAAAAAUUCAACCCUGCUGGAAGCAAACCUACAAAAAAUACUCUGACAUUCAACUUCUAAAGGUCAAUUACCUUAAAUUUACUUUACACGAGAUGACAGACAAGAAACUUUCUCAAUAAGAAAAGAAAUUUUCUCGAUUCUUGCAGCAACUUUUGAGCGACUUUUUAGGAAAUGUCGGCGAAAGUUGUAAUUUAAAAUUUUUAAGCUUCAGUUUGUAAUUCCGCAUAGUAAAUUGUAGUAAUGUAGAUAGAGGACCGGCCUAAUUAACUUAGUGUCGACUUGGUGAUAUCCUCUGUAAAUAUUGCUUUUAUUAUUAUUAUUAUUGUUAUUGUUAUUGUUAUUAUUAUUAUUGUUAUUGUUGUUGUUAUUGUUAUUGUUAUUGUUAUUGUUAUUAUAAAUGUAGAGCAACUUGUGGAUAGCCCUUCCAUAUGAAAACAUAAAAAAUAUGUACUUUUUUGAUAGUUAUUUUGUUGAGUGUUUCUUAUAUAUAAUUGCACAGCAUUGACAAGAAAAUCAUUGGCCAUAAUAAAAAGGAGCUUUCUGAUUGGUUACCUUGGUCCUCUGGAUUUUGCAAUAUGACUCAAUAGGAAGUAUAGCUCAUGAAUAUGCUUUUGUGCUCUUGUUGUGCAGGGGAAAACUGUUUUCUUUUUUGUAGAAACUUUUGGAGCGUUAUAGGGAAUGUCUGGCCAGCAAUAGUUUGGUUCAGAGUCAUGAAAAUUGGGCUAAAAAUGCAUGUAUGUGCCUGAAAGAUUUCGAAGUAAGGUAAUUUUUUUUUCUUAAUUAUGUCAAUAAAAUGAUUACAUGGCAUCCGUGGUGAGGGGAGGGGGGGGGGGGGGGGGGGGGGCACUCCCAUAUGAAAAGGUCCAGGAUUCUCGUUGUCUUGCUCAGUGGUGUAAAUCAGAGAUUUUCAUCCCACUCGCAGUGUUCGGGAUGAAAUGCCACUCGUUUUAGCAGCUGAAGUGUCUUUUAGGAUUGCACGUGAAGAAAUGAUUUCAUUUCUGUUUUAAGUGGUUUCUUUUGUGGGUUUUAAUUCCAAUUUUCCAUUGAGCAUCCUGACCUUUUCAUAUGGGAGUUCCCCUCCUGGGCAUGACAUGCAUAAAUGAUGUAGCACUUUGCAUGCGUUGCAGUCCCAUAUGGUACUAGAUAAUAUUUUAGUUUCUGUUGACUAUAGGGUUACUUUGCCUCCAUGCAAAUUAAUCCUUAUUUUGUGUGCCCAUAGAACAGCGAGUCAUGCUUAUAAUAACUGUUUUAUAUGAUACUAGAUAAUAUUGUAGUCUCUGUUGACUAUAGGAUUACUUUGUCUCCAUGCAAAUUGAUCCUUAUUUUAUGCACCCAUAGAACAGCGAGUCACGCUUAUAAUAACUGUUUUAUCAGAAGCUUGCAUUUUUAUUGUGAAAAAAGAAACUAUUAGGAACUGCUAGCAUGAAAUUAGUCUGUCCACAGACCCUCUAUUCUGUUUUGAGUUGGUCAAGAUCACAAGCUUAGCAGAAUAUUAAUCUGGUGUGUGGGAUACACGUGCUGAAACCCGUAGCAGAAAGAUAAAUGUUUGUGGACAGACUAGCAAGAAAUUAUAUAUAAUUGGAAGUAUUUUACAUUUUUAAUGAGAAAAAAGGAAAUACAUAGGAGCUGUUAGCAUGAAAUUAUAUAAAAUUAGAAUUAUUUUUUUAUUAAAAGAGUAUUUUCUAAUUA